Molecule: messenger RNA, 592 nt
Organism: Contarinia nasturtii (swede midge)
Lineage: Eukaryota; Metazoa; Arthropoda; Insecta; Diptera; Cecidomyiidae
Exons: 3
Coding region: 82-561 (159 amino acids)
Source: RefSeq, a predicted model, not a curated record
UGAGGAGUGAUAAAGAUCUCAGUCCUAAUAUUGUUCAAUUAUCAAAUUAUUAUUAAAUUAUCUGAUUAAAAGAAACAUAAAAUGGGCAAAACAAUAAAAAAUAUCGAAAAAACACAAGUGGAAGAUGAUGAUGAGUUAGUUGACUUGAGCAAUGGCAUUCCAGAUAAUGAUCAUUUUGGUGCAUCCUACAUUUUUGAAAGGGCGCUGAAGCGAAUGGAUGUACAAACUCAACAACGUCGACUACAACAGGACAAAUAUGAAAGUCAAUUGAAGAAUAUCGAAAAUGAUAACAAAAUGUUGGAACUCAAAUUGACAAACAAAGACAAAGACCUCGACAAACUUAAAGACAAAUUUAAAAAUACACAGGCACAAUUGGUUGCAAUCAAAAUCGAAAAGGACAUUCUGGAGAUGAAAUUACAGUCCGAAUUAAGGAAUACACAUCGUUUAACUCGAGAUGUGGAUAAUCUGCAAUGGACGAAAAAUGAACUUUUAGAUAUAAUGAACCGCAGUCAAAAUAUUGAAGAAUUACGUCAAAAAAUGUUAGCCAGAAGAUUAUAUUGAACAGACUUUUACAACAUUCUCAUAAAAUCAA